Molecule: messenger RNA, 465 nt
Organism: Engraulis encrasicolus (European anchovy)
Lineage: Eukaryota; Metazoa; Chordata; Actinopteri; Clupeiformes; Engraulidae
Product: fucolectin-1-like
Exons: 3
Coding region: 1-465 (154 amino acids)
Source: RefSeq, a predicted model, not a curated record
AUGAGGGGCAAGACGAGUCAGUCGUCGACGUUCAACGGUUCCACCGCAGCCAGGCGGGCCAUCGAUGGGAACCGAAGUGGAAUGCUCCAGGACGGCUCCUGUGCACACACAGAACAGGAGACCAACCCAUGGUGGAGGGUGGACCUCCUGGAGGCCUUUCGAGUCACCUCGGUGACCAUCACCAACAGGGGGGACUGCUGCGCGGAGAGGAUCAACGGAGCAGAGAUCCGCAUUGGAAACUCCCUGCAAAACAACGGCAACAGCAACCCAAGGUGCACAGUGAUCUCUUCCAUACCAGCAGGGGGAGCCAGCACCUUCCAGUGCAACGGAAUGGAGGGCCGCUACGUGAAUAUCUUCAGGAGGGGUUACAAACAGCAUCUCACUCUGUGUGAGGUGGAAAUGUAUGUGGAGCAGGGCGGAACCACAAUCAUCAUGGCGACAGCCAGGUUCAGACAUAUCAAAUAG